AUGGCUGGUGCAGGGUUCCGCUCACACAUUAUACAGCUUCUUCGAGCAUUUGUCUGCACAUGCCUUGUUAAAACUGGCUUCAACCAAGAGUAUCCGCUUGCCAUUGCUCCAAGAAGCGCUGAGACGAAGGAGUUUGUGAAUAUAACAUUAUUACAAUUCAGUGUUCAAGAAAAUACAACUAAUAAAGCAGGUUUUCAAAAAGCUGAAGAAGUGGACAGUACUCAUUAUCCAAGCAAUACAAUUUGGACACCCAGCCGAAAAUUGGCGACCGAAGAAGUUCGUCGCAAAUUGCUUUUCUUCUGGAUCACAGUAGCUGUGAUUAUCGUCCUCUGGAUACUAAUCUUGAUCGCAACUAGUGCAAUUGUUUAUAUACGGAUUGUUCAUAUGCAUCAUACCUUUUCGCAAAUAUUUUGUCCAAAAGACUGA
Gongylonema pulchrum is the source of this 426-nucleotide messenger RNA. The record is from the annotation of a GenBank genome assembly. NCBI's taxonomy places the organism in Eukaryota, Metazoa, Nematoda, Chromadorea, Rhabditida, Gongylonematidae.